AAAAAGAUCCAGAAUACCUGAAAAACCCUACAAUCACUUAAACCCUAAAGAACAAACGCAAAUGGUGUUAGGGCUCAGACAUUUCAGCGACAGAAAAGAAGACGGUUCAGGAGAACCAGUUCUCGACACCGUUAAUGGCGAAGUUCUGGUACACGUGCAGCCCGGCGUUACCGUUGUCAUAGGCAAUUGCCCUUCAGAAUCACCCGGCACUCUUUACAUCUCUUCCAAGAAAGUUGUGUGGUUAAGCGAUGCAGGUGGAGCAAAAGGUUAUGCUGUUGAUUUCUUGUCGAUUUCACUUCACGCGGUCUCGAGAGAUCCCGAGGCUUAUCCCUCCCCUUGUAUUUACACUCAGAUUGAGACGGAAGAAGCUGACGAAGAUGAAUCAGAUGAUUCGGAAUCAGAAAGUAAUGAAAUUUUGGACUUGUCAAAAGUUACAGAGAUGAGACUCGUUCCGUCCGAUCCUUCACAGCUUGAUACUUUGUUUCAAGUAUUCUGUCAGUGCGCUGAGCUUAAUCCUGAACCUGUUGAUGAGGUUGAUGGAGGGGGGAGUAAUUGGAUUUUUAGUGCUGAUCAACUUGCAGGCGAUGAUGCUGGUACGAGACUGGCUACCUUCUUUUAUCUAUUUUUUAUGUCUUUUUCAGGACUAAUAUGUAACAUAUUGGUUUCUCCAGAUGAUGAUGAUUCUAACUGGAAUUUCUUUCAAAAUCCAACAAGUUCGAUUGGCCAUUCAAAUGGAGAUCAUGAUGUAACUCGUGGGGUGCUUGAGCUUCAAAUCAACGAUCAGCGGUUUGAAGAUCCAGAAGAGAUGGAAGAAGAGGAUCACAGCAGUCAUCAAUGAGGCACCUUUCACGAGGCUUCCGAUAUGUCUUUUCUUUUGCUUUGAUGCGGGUGUACAUUUGUACUUCCAUUUAUAUACAUUUGAUGAGUAACUGCGAUGUGUAACAUGUGUUCUGUUUUUAUCUAAGUCUAUUAUCAGACUUCUAAUGCAUAGUUGAACUAAAGAAAUAUAUUUGUUUCAUCUACUUUGAAAA
Mercurialis annua (annual mercury) is the source of this 1031-nucleotide messenger RNA. RefSeq names its product chloride conductance regulatory protein ICln. Gene Ontology annotation, biological process: mRNA cis splicing, via spliceosome; chloride transport; spliceosomal snRNP assembly. The coding region runs from base 62 to 838 and encodes 258 amino acids. The transcript has 6 exons. The record is from RefSeq and is a predicted model, not a curated record. NCBI's taxonomy places the organism in Eukaryota, Viridiplantae, Streptophyta, Magnoliopsida, Malpighiales, Euphorbiaceae. Gene Ontology annotation, cellular component: plasma membrane; methylosome; pICln-Sm protein complex.